UGUUUUGUGUAAUAUUAUUUCUGUUUUAAUUGUUUCGUGAUAUCAUUUAUUUAAGUGUAAUAAGUACUUGAACAAGCCCCUAAAAAAAAAAAAAAGAACAAUGAACUAUUGGUUAGCUAUUAUUAUACUAAUAGAGUUAAAAGAAUAUAAAUGUUGUGGACCAGCCGGUACGCCAGUUGAUAAGUGCACAGAAUGGAAUCAAGUAACUUUUGCUGGAAGUUUAGCUGAAAACAUGACAAUUUAUAGUACUACUGAGUUCAAAAUGUCGUCACUAUUUAAAUCUCGAAAAAUGGAAGAACAAAAAUUUGCUUUAUUGCAAUAUUAUGUUUCAUUUGGCGUGGAUUUGAUGCAACUUAAAGUUUAUGAAAUUAUAAACUAUGAGUUACAAAAGAAUUCAAGUGAACCAUUAUAUUUUUUAUUCGCCGAAUCAAGUUAUAAAGUUUCGAGGUACUAUUUUAGAACACAUAAUUAUGAAAAAGGAUUGACAUUUGUUAAAAAUGCUAUUACUAAAAUUGAACAACUCCCUGUUGAUGGUUUUUUUUGCUCUCAUAAACUUAGUAUGUGGUUAGCAUACUUGCGAGGAAGUCAAAUUGAUAUAAUGAAGAGUAUUGAAAAUAAUAAUGAGAUUAUUGACAUUAUAAAUAGUCGAAGAAGAGAUGAUUUUAACAAAGCAUUUAUGAAGUACCAACUUUUAUUAAAAGAAAGAAAUUUUAAUAGAGAUAGCCGAAUGGAGUUUUUAAUAGGAAAAGAGUAUUUAAAAGUUGUCGAUGCUCAUAUUCCAUUAAAUGAAGACUAUUUAAAACUAAAAAAAAAUUAUGCCAUUGAAACUGGAAUAGAAUGGCUAGAAAAGUAUGAAAAUAAAUUCAUAAAUCCAAGUAAUCUUAUUGAAAGUAGUUUUAUACUAGGAAAUAUAUACAUGAAACUGGAUCAAAAAAAUUACGCUAAAUAUCAUUAUCUAAAAGCUAUAAAAGAACCAGUUAAGAAUGCUGAGGACAGAGCAUUAAAUUAUGAAAUUGCAAAAACCAUAGCGAAAUUUUUUUACGGAGUUAUUAAUGACCUAGAUGAAGAAGUAGAAAAUAAUUUUAAUAGUUUUUGGGAAAUUCUGCAGUCAACUCCUGAUAAAUUUGAGCCAUCAAUUGUAAACAAUUUUGUGAGAACGGUUACUAAACAUAAUUCAAAGUAUGUUACUAAAAGCAGUGUAGAUAAAAUUACAGAUGAUAUAAUUGAUAAAGGAAUAAACGCAUUGGAAAAGAUUCAAUAUUCUCAGUCUUUAUAUGAAUAUUACAAAUGGUCUGCAGUAUUGUCGAGUGCCAAAUGCUAUAGUACGACGAAAAGUAGAGCCCACCUUGAUUUAAAAAUAAACCUAGAAGGUGCAUUAUCAAAUAAAAGUGAAUUAGAUGAUGAAAAUGAUAUUCAUUUAACUUAUUUAGUUGGAAAAUAUGCAUGUGAGGCUAGUUUGUACCCUGAUGGUAUAGAUAUUUUUUCUAGUGUUGGAUGGAAUUUCAAAAGUGAUAUAAAGAGAAAUAAAAAACUCCUAAAUAAUUGCAUUGAAGAAAUGGAGAAAUUAUAUAAUAAGAAAUCGCCUUUUUUCAAUGAAAUUGAUAAAAAUAAGCUUUUAGCUGAAGCUUAUUGGAAUAAAAAACAAUAUAAAAAAGCAAUAAAUUUACUCGAAAAAACAAUAUUUACUCUACCCGUUAUAAAUGCAGAGGACAGAUGGUAUAAUUUUUCAGCUCAGGAACUUCUUGGGUACUAUCAAGAGAAAGUAUUUACAAAAAUGAAUAUCUAUCCGAAAUACCCGUCAAAAACAUUUAAGUAUAUUAUGAAUUAGUAACUAAUUUAAUAGUACCAAUUAAUAUUCUUAUAAAGUUUAAUAAACAAAGUUUUAA
Messenger RNA from Daktulosphaira vitifoliae (grape phylloxera), 1886 nucleotides. RefSeq lists its product as uncharacterized. The record is from RefSeq and is a predicted model, not a curated record. The transcript has 16 exons. NCBI's taxonomy places the organism in Eukaryota, Metazoa, Arthropoda, Insecta, Hemiptera, Phylloxeridae. Bases 101 to 1828 code for a protein of 575 amino acids.